Molecule: messenger RNA, 1560 nt
Organism: Oppiella nova
Lineage: Eukaryota; Metazoa; Arthropoda; Arachnida; Sarcoptiformes; Oppiidae
Source: the annotation of a GenBank genome assembly
AUGAAGGGAAGAAAAACUAAACCCAGACCUCAAUCGCCACCGCCGAGGGAUGAACAGCAACCUCAGCAACAAUCCAAAGCACCCGUUCCUCGACGACCCAUAAGUAAAACCAGACCUAAGGAUAGUGUGAUCGCACAGACCCGACCCCGACUGCCACCAGUCCAACAGAAACCCAAACCUAUACCACAAGCACCAGAAGAACAGGAGGAACAGCCCCAAGAACUCGAGGAACAGCCACAGGUGUCCAUCGAUGAGCCCAAGUUAGAGCUGGAAAAGCCUAAGAUUCCCAGACCUCAACCCAAACCAGACGCUCAACAGUCGGAGGAACCGGAGGAUCAGUUGCCAGAAGAUGAGGAACCAGAAGAACAACGGCCAGAGCCUCCUAAACAACAACCUAAGCCUAAAGCACCGGCACCUAAGAAACCUGAGCCCAAACCUGACACUCAAUCGCAAGAACAAGAACAAGAAGUAGAUGAAGAGGUGCCACAAGAGCCAGAGUCACCACCGGAACCACCCAAACAGAAGCCAAGAGCGCCCAAACCUCAACCAAAACCUCAACCCAAACCUCAACCCAGACCUCAACCCAAACCAAAACCUACUCCUCAGGAACCAGAGCCUCAAGAACCAGAAGAACCGGAAGAACCACAACAACAGACAGACGAAGUACCCGAAGAGGCAGGAGUUCCUCCACCACCACCGCGACAGCGACCGCAGUCCAGACCACAGAUAAAACCUAAGCCAAGACCCGCACCACAAGAACCAGAAGCACAAGAGCCUGAAGAACCUCAACAGCAAACUGAUGAUGAGAUCCUAGAAGAGCCGCAACCGCCCCGACAGCAGCCAAUAGCUCCCAAACCUAAGCCAAGGCAACCAAAACCCCAACCUCAGGAGCCAGAGAUACAGGAACCACAACAGGAAGAAGAAGUGUCUCCAGAAGAGCCUGAAGAACAGCCCCAACAGAAGCCAAUCGCUGCCAAACCUAAACCCAGACCACAAGAGCCACAGAAACCGAGACAACAGCCCGAAGAGCCACAACAGAAAGAAGAGUCACCACAAGAGCCAGAAGAGGAUAUUUCCGAUUGUCAACGGAUUGGCGGUUGUGAUGAACCACAGGCCGCACAGCCACCGCCCAAACAACCUCCGAAAACCGCUCAAAAGCCUGUCCAACGCCAGAGACCACCUAAACCGGUGGCACCACAACCACAACCGCCUCGAGAAGAACGGUAUGAACAACAAGAGGAACAGUUCGAACAGAUCAAGGAUGACGAGCCCUACCGCAGCGCCCACUACCAGUUCCCCAUGACCAAUGGCGUCCUGUGCGGGCAAUACCCCGAUUGCUACUCACAGCCCACCAAAACUCGUGCGUCCACUAAAAGCUAUUCAAAGCCCGCGUAUAGUCCGCCGCCAACGAAGACUCAGCAACGCAUUGAUACAGACUAUGACAGCGGCGCCGGAUCUCCCGAACCCACCCCUCAGAUACCGGAGACUAACUUUCAGUGCCUUAACAGGGCUUAUGGCUACUACGCUGAUGUCGAGGCCGGAUGUCAGUUUCAAGCUUAA